Magnolia sinica is the source of this 1085-nucleotide messenger RNA. RefSeq lists its product as uncharacterized. The record is from RefSeq and is a predicted model, not a curated record. Lineage: Eukaryota; Viridiplantae; Streptophyta; Magnoliopsida; Magnoliales; Magnoliaceae. Bases 37 to 396 code for a protein of 119 amino acids. The transcript has 3 exons.
GGUACCAUCUCUCAUGCAUGAGGCCAUCACUUGCUAAUGCAGGCAUGGCAAAAGAAUAUAAAUGCCCUUUCUGCCUUUAUAUUAAGACGAGCUAUUUCUAAGAAUGGCAGGCAUCCUUUGAUAUCUAGGGAAACACACCCUGAACUAAAGAUGUUCAACGAACUUCUGUGUGAUGCUAGGGAUUUUUAUGCAGGGAUUACAGAAACAGAUAUAGUACGAGAUAUUGUGGAUCAAGCUUUGUUAUGCAAGUCCCACAUAACUGACAUAGUGAAUCGUGUGCUUGCAUAUGUCAACAAAGAUCUUAGUUUCAUGUCUGAAAAUCUUUUGAUUGUUUUGAAGGUAGUAUUUAUUUUUCGCCAACCUUUGUUUCUAUUACUUCAAUUUUGCCUCAGUUAGAUUUUGUCCCUGAUUAUUUUAAGAUAUUAGGCUACAUACAAUCCAAGGGAGUUUUUCUCAGUAACAAGUUUUGGGAUCAUGCGCCUUUUUUUUUUUCAUGCACUCACUCACCCCACACAUGCAUGUGUACUUACACCACAAUGGGUGCUCGAACGCAUAACCUCAUAUUGAAACUCUUGUGAGUCCACCACUGAGCCAUAAGGCCGUAGGCGGAUCACACACCUUCAUAUAAAAAUGAUUGUAUGUUUUGUUGUCACUGCCUCACCUGAAGAUUGCAGCCAAUAUGAGUAACUAUUCCAUUUAUAGUGCAUGUUGGUGUUAUUCUUUCUUCAUAUCUAUGUUAGUCUGGUGUGUAUACGAGUCUUGGGUACUGGUAUGGAACAGGUGUUGGACUCACUUUAACCCUUGAAUCUCAUGGUUGGGGACAUGAUUGUCUAUACUACUAUAGAGAGUUUCCACACCAUUUUACUUCCCAACUUUUUCCCUAUUCAUAGUUGUUAUUUUCAAUUUUAUCCCUAUCAGAAUACACGUAUUACACAACUUGCAUAAAUAUUUGAUAGUUCAUAUUAAGCUUUUCUAUGAUCACACGCAUGUACAAGGCAGCUUAUCUACAUGCUUCUAUGUGUACUGGGUUGGCACCCAAACAAUUAGAUCCAUUCCUGUCAUCAAGUUGGCCAUACCCAAUUAGA